GGCCUUCAGCCCCCCAGGCCAACGUCCAUCUGCUUCCUACCUCUGCCCUUUAUCAUCCGAAGGACACAUCCUGCCUCUGAGUCAUCACACCAGCAGACCCAGGGAUUAAGAGAAAGGAGGGACAGGCUCUCGUGCGGGGCGCAGCCAAGACAUCAGCAUGCCAGAUGAAUCAGACACCAAGGAUCUGAUGCCCACUGAGAGGAAGUCGUUCUGGAGGACAGCUGAGGAGAGGCGGAUGUCUGACCUCACCCGGGUGCUGGAGUGGCUGGAGAGGAGGCAGGGCAAGAAAAAGCGUGCCCUCCAGAAAAAGACCGAAGACACAAGCCAUGCAGAAGAGAAGUCAGGAAAGAAAAGCUCGAAUGCUAAGAAGAAGCCGGACAAAGAUGCCCGCAGGGUGACCUUCAGCAAGAUUCCAGAUCCACAUGCCAGCAAGAAGCUCCCCGGUGGUUUCCACAGGGGAUACGGAGCAGACACAAGAGGCAAGCGUGUAAACGUGUCAAGCAACUUCAUCAGGGACAGUUAUAAGAAGUCAGGCAUGCCUGGAUCCAGAAAAGGAUCAGAGAACACAGACUUAGACAUCAAGGACGUCAUAGCCCUAGAAACCAACACUCGAGUAAGCCCAUACCGCCGACAAAGCUCCAUAGAUCCGGUACUUCAGGAGACUAUGUUUGGCUCACGGAGGGUGGGUCUGCUGAGAGACUGGACAAGCAAGGUUCCUGACGAACGCAAGCUGAAGAGCCUCAUGGAGAAGGGCACAGAGCCCAAGAUAGAGACAGCCAAGAUGCUGAAGCCAGAGGAGGUGCUGAGUUGCCGGUACCUGCGUUUGUCCAAGAACAACAUUAAGACCUUGAUCAAGCUGUGCAAGGAUGCAGGGAUGGAUGUGGACAUCCACCCACACAUGGUGGAAUCCGAGAUAGACUCCAAGAAGAUAUUCAGCCACCGCCACAGCACUGCACUCUAGUCAUUCACCGGAGGCUCGUCCUGUGUGGGCUGAACACCCUGUAGACUAGCUUCUCUAAACUGCACCAGGCAAACAAGUCAGACGCAUCACCACUAA
Mesocricetus auratus (golden hamster) is the source of this 1057-nucleotide messenger RNA. RefSeq names its product chromosome unknown C16orf78 homolog (gene CUNH16orf78). Lineage: Eukaryota; Metazoa; Chordata; Mammalia; Rodentia; Cricetidae. The record is from RefSeq and is a predicted model, not a curated record. The transcript has 6 exons. The coding region runs from base 158 to 961 and encodes 267 amino acids.